UUGCAGUUUUGCGAUUUUAGUUCACCUCCGAUUGCUAACCAGUGCGGACCGGGAUACCAGCCCGUUCCGAUCGAAACCGAGGGCGUGUGGUAUUUGCAGCAAAAGGGCCACAAAAAAUACCGAAAAGGGAUUCAAUCAAAUUGUUCUAGUGCCAACGGGAGAGCCUAAAACGAUGGGUCGGUGUUCGUUGCUGGCGGUGAUAGUGUUGCUAUCGAGUGUGGUCGUGCUAGUGGCCGGUUCGGGGAACGCGACGAACGUCAAGAGUGAUGUGGGCAGUGCGACAUACUUGGAUGUGUUGCGAAGGAUAACGAGCCUGCAGGGUGCGGAUAUACGCAACAAUCUACGAUCACUACGUCAACUUGCCAUACAGCAUGGACUGAUCAAAAGGAGUGAUAUGGCCGGAGAUGCCGCUGCCGCUAGCGACGAGGAGCAGUCGGCGGAGGGAGAAGAAUCAUCGCUAGAAACAGAACCGGGUCAGGAUAUAACGGCCAUUGCUGAAGGUCGUAAGAAGGGUGGUGGAGGAGGCAGCAACAACAACAUUGUGGUGACGGGCGGAGGUGGCGGCCAUGACGACGGAUCGUACUCGAUCAGCAUCGAGGAAGGUGGUAACAAGAAGGGCAAAAAGGGCAAAAAGGGUAAAAAGGGCAAGAAGCAUCGCAAGCAGAAGCGAAAGGGAUGGAAAAAGCACAUGAAAAAGGCGGUCCCAAUUGGGAUGGGCAUUCUGGCACUGAAAGCAUUACUCCUGCACUUCGUUCUGAAGAAGCUGGUAAUGGCAACGGCCCUAUCUUUGUUGCUGAGUAAGAAGUCGCUGCUUGUGUCGUCGCUGAUUGCUUUGAAGCUGCUGCUACAACAGCCGCACAGUAGCGACAAGAGCGAAAGCAGCAAGCUGGAGGUGGUUCACAUUCCGAUCCGCAAGGAUGCCGGUUUCCACAAGAAGCACCAGCAGCAACAGGUACCAUCCGGCAAGAUGAAGCUACCUCCGAUCGGUACGUCGGCCACGAGCACGACCAAGGCACCAAUCGCGCCCAGUCUGUCGCUGUUCGAUUCGUACUCCGGCUCGUCACCGCACCAGAUCCAGCAUACGCACCAGCAGAUGGCUGACUUCGGUGGCAAGUACAUCCCGCUCGGGUACGAAAGCAACCAUUUCCAUUUUGAUGCGACACCGUCGGUGGCUGCGUACGGCGAUGGGCUCAACUCGGUGCAGAACGUGGAACAGUUCUUUGACGAUGCGGACGAGCUGCAGUUCGAUCGGCAGGACAACGGGUGGGACGGUUGGAGCGGUUGGAAUCGGGGCGAGCGGUUCGAGCAGACGGGAGCAUCGGCCCCGGCCAGCGGUGUUGUAGCCAGCGGCAGUGAUGGCGGUGCGGCUGGCACUAACAACGACGCCACUGCUUACGCCGGCUGGGGUGGAACGGAAUAUGGGGUAGCACCAGAGCAGCAGCAGACGAGUUACGGCCCACCGAACCGCAGCCGGUACGGGGAAGUGUACGGUGGCUAUCGGCGGCCGAUGCAAGCCAACAACCCGCCCCGGCUACAGCAGCUGAUGGGCAGGAGAAAGCGAAAGUUCUAGUGUACGGGAGCAAAAGCAACCCGGAAAAAGCGAAGAAGCACAAGCGACGAACCUUCGAUAGAAGAAUCAAACAGACAGGGUGGAGAAGUUGGUUGAAAGAUAGGAGAUUGCACCGCGUUGGGGAUAAAAGAUAAAAAAAACCACGAAGAAGCUGAAAAUGAUGCAGCAUUUACGAGCGUUAAGCUUCAGAACUUUGAGAAUGAAAGAACGAAAAGAGAAGCAGAGACAAUAAAAAUCCAGAAAAAGGCGAAUGAAUGAUGAACGCGACAGGCAGGGGAAAAACUACAUUUCAUCAUGCUUUCGAAAAAGUAGCAGUACAACAGAUCGAAACCAGAAACAUAACUAUUUUUGUUUAGUUUAUCUUUAGAGAUCCUUAAUCUGCGCUGAGUAACUUUGUAUUGACAUUAAAAUAUUUGAUUGAAAUGUUUCCUUUCUGUAGGAAAAUUGAUUUGCUUAAAUUUAGCUUAUUUGGAUAGGAAACACAUGACUCCUAUCGCAGUUUGGCACCGAAGACUCUCACGAUCGCAGUUUGGCACCGAAAACAAAUGGGCUUAUAGAAAAUGGAAACUCUGAAGAAUUGCGCCACCACAGUAACCCACCGUAAUUUAUGAUUAUUUAUUUAUUUAUACCAUUAUAAGCUAGUAGCAUGCUUUGCAAGGCAGGUGCAGGUCAAGUUCGCGGGACCGGACAUAGGGGAAAGGGCUUGUGCAAUUCAAUACGAAUCUCGUAAGCGCGACACCAACUGUGUGUGCUCGUGUGUGUAUUAGGAAGGUUAGAGCAUCGUUAAUUAUGCUGUAGAGUGUGUCGAAUAAAUACAUUUGCUUACAGUUGCUCCAGCACGGAGGCAACUAACCGUU
Anopheles gambiae (African malaria mosquito) is the source of this 2427-nucleotide messenger RNA. RefSeq lists its product as uncharacterized. The transcript is spliced from 2 exons. NCBI's taxonomy places the organism in Eukaryota, Metazoa, Arthropoda, Insecta, Diptera, Culicidae. The record is from RefSeq and is a predicted model, not a curated record. The coding region runs from base 173 to 1570 and encodes 465 amino acids.